Messenger RNA from Saccoglossus kowalevskii, 885 nucleotides. Its product is annotated as ileal sodium/bile acid cotransporter-like. Lineage: Eukaryota; Metazoa; Hemichordata; Enteropneusta; Harrimaniidae. Gene Ontology annotation, biological process: bile acid and bile salt transport. Gene Ontology annotation, molecular function: bile acid:sodium symporter activity. Gene Ontology annotation, cellular component: membrane. The record is from RefSeq and is a predicted model, not a curated record.
AUGAGAAUGUUUCCAAACAUAACAAAUGAAACAAUAACAGCUCCACAUAAGCCACCUCAGGACAUACUGAUAGCCAAUCAGAUCAACUUAAACAUAUGUUUAGUUUUGCUCAUGAUUGGUCUUGGAUGUACAAUGGAAUGGAAGGAUAUAAAGAAAAUAUUUCAAAGACCCAUACCAGUAACUGUGGGGGCGUUAUGCCAGUUUGGUAUCAUGCCGCUUAUUGGAUUCACGUUAGCAGUAGUUUUUCAGUUACCAGCUAACGUCGCCAUAGGAACCAUUCUCAUUGCAACAUGUCCAGGAGGUACAGCGUCAAAUAUCAUGACAUAUUGGUCAGAAGGUGACAUUGCUCUCAGUGUCUGCAUGACAACUGUAUCCAACGUCUUGGCCAUUGGUAUGAUGCCAUGGUGUCUGUUUCUCUACUCACGUUAUUGGAUUGCAAUAUCAAAUGUUAUUAUGCCAGCACCCGAGGAAAUUGCAAUAGCUCUGGUAAUUAUGCUCAUACCAACAUCUGUUGGAAUGCUGAUACGAUGGAAGUGGCCACGCUUUUCCGAAAAACUUGCCUUUGUGUUGAACAUCAUUGUCAACAUUCAAAUUGUUCUCUUCAUAAUACUUAGUGUUGUAGUGUUCCCACAUGUCUUCGCUACUGGUUGGAGGCCAUGGUGUGUUGGCACUCUUUAUCCUUUCACUGCCUUCACCGUUGGGUAUUUCCUAUCUAGGUUAUUUGGACUUAUGCCUAAGCAAGCCAAAACCGUUGCUUUUGAGACUGGAAUCCAAAAUGGAGCACUUGCCUUGAGUUUGAUAAAUUAUCUCAUACUUCAGGGAUACACCAACAUGGCUGAAAUGAUGACGAUACCGAUGAUCCACACAAUUUUUUGCGAUUGUUGA